GCACGCGCCACCAGAUUCCCUGGCUUUGAACGCUUUGAAAGAAAUCUUUUGGUUCCGAAAGAAAUCAGCUGACGGGAGUCCAUUUUUAAGAAAACAUCAGAAAUUGUAUGUGCAAAAGCCAAUUCCCCCUGGUGCAAUGACUUCUGAACACAAAGAAGAUGAUGUUGGGACUUCUGUUGUGAAUGGGCUAAUACUGAACACCAGUGGGCAAGAAAGAGAUUUAGAUCCUCCUAAAGUCUGUACUGGAAAGGGAGCUGUGACCCUUUGGGCAUCUCCAGUUUACGAGGAUAAUCUGAAUACCAGCCAUACAACUUCUCCACAGGACAUCCCGUCAUCUGAUAGUGCCGAGUCAGGAAAAACAGAAACAGAUGACUGGCGGUCAUUCUCUAGUAUUGACUCGAAUAGGGAUGUCCAGCCCACUGCUCUGGCUGCCAAGGGCUAUCGGAGUGUGCGUCCAAACCUCUCUGAGAGCAAGCCACACGAUCCCUGCCCUCUGCUACAUGAAGCCCCCAAAACCAGCGGCAGCACUGAUUGCUAUGGCUCCUUAACAGUGACCAGCAAGCCUUCCUCUGCUUACCCUUCCACCACUAUCGUCAAUCCCACCAUUGUCCUUUUGCAGCACAACAGAGAACAGCAAAAAAAGCUUAGUAGCCUCGCAGAGCCAGUGCCAGAUGCACCACCUGUUGAUAAAGUAGAUUACAUGUCUAUGCAAGAAAAGAUCAACCAAAGUGAAAAACAAUCAACAGAAGAACAAAGUAAAGUUAUUAAGAGUACAGAGGACAUGGCUGAUUCCUUAUCAGAUGACAUAGGCAUUCCACUAAGGAACACAGACCGCUCGAAGGACUGGUAUAAGACAAUGUUCAAACAAAUCCACAGACUGACGAAAGACCCUCCUGAAGAAAACCCUUAUUGCCCUACCUACAAAUUCCCUGAACUUCCUGAUAUCCAGCCCCAAGUUGAAGAAGAAAAUCCUUAUUCUCCUACAUACCAGUUUCCUGUGUCUACUCCUAGCCCUAAAUCUGAAGAUGAAGACUCUGAUUCCUAUUUUCCUCAAUACUCCUGUUCCAAAGACAUAACUUCAGUGCCCCGUUCUAAGAGCGAGAAUGACACCAUCAACACAGAGAAGGUGGUGAAGAGGUCUGCCACUUUGCCACUGCCAAAUCGUUCAUCAUCUCUUAAAACAAGCUCUGAAAGGAAUGACUGGGAACCUCCAGACAAAAAAGUGGAUACAAGAAAAUACCGUGCUGAACCGAAAAGCAUCUAUGAAUAUCAGCCAGGGAGGUCUUCAGUUCUGAACAAUGAAAAUUUGACUCGGGAUAUAAGCCCAGAAGAGAUAGAUUUAAAGAAUGAGCCUUGGUAUAAAUUCUUUUCGGAAUUGGAGUUUGGGAAACCGCCUCCAAAAAAGAUAUGGGAUUAUACUCCUGGAGAUUGCUCUAUCCUUACUAGAGAGGAUAGAAAGACUGAUCCAGAAAAAGACAUCUACCUCUACCAGACUGAGUUAGAGGCAGAUAUAGAAAAAAUGGAGAAGCUUUAUAAAGCACAAGAAAAAAAGCAACAAAAGAGUACAGCAAACUCCUCUCCAUUGGAAGCAAUUCCAGAUCAUAUGCAUCACUCACCAUACUCUCCCAGCUACCAUCCAGUAAAGAGAGACUUCGAAGCUGCUCUUGGAGACCCCAUUGGACUGGAAAAGGAAAGGCAAAUUUACAAAAGUGUUUUGGAAGGAGGUGAUAUCCCACUGCAAGGACUGAGUUGUCUCAAGCGUCCCUCCAGUUCAGCUUCCACAAAAGAUUCAGAGUCGCCAAGACAUUUUGCACCACACGAUUACAUGGACAGCCCUGAAGAUAUUUUCCACAGGCGACACAGCGAUAAAGAGAAACUUUUAGAGGACCAGAGACGGCUUAAACGUGAGCAAGAAGAGGCUGAUAUUGCAGCUAGAAGGCACACAGGGGUCAUUCCUACGCACCAUCAAUUUAUCACUAAUGAGCGGUUUGGGGACCUUCUAAUUAUAGACGAUACCGCAAAAAGGAAAUCUGGGUCAGAGAUGAGAGCUGCCAGAGCAAAGUUUGACUUUAAAGCCCAGACAUUGAAGGAGCUGCCACUUCAGAAAGGGGAUAUUGUUUACAUUUAUAAGCAGAUAGAUCAGAAUUGGUAUGAAGGAGAACAUCACGGGAGAGUGGGCAUCUUCCCACAGUCAUAUGUAGAGCUACUUCCUCCCAGAGAAAAACCCCAACCUAAGAAAACUCCACAGCUGCAAGUUCUGGAAUAUGGAGACGCCAUUGCCAAGUUCAGUUUCAAUGGGGACACUGAAGUGGAAAUGUCCUUCAGAAAGGUACAACUUAUUACCCUGAUCCGACAAGUGGAUGAGAACUGGUAUGAAGGAAAAAUCAUUGGCACCAGUCGCCAAGGCAUCUUCCCUGUCACGUAUGUGGAUAUACUUAAGCAGCCUGUGCUGAGGAACACGCAAGACGGUGUCAACCUACCCGUUUCCCACUCAAUGAAUCGCAGCCUGACAACUUCCCCACAGUCUCACAGCUCUGAGUUGCUUUUCACACCAACCCCACCGCCAUUGCCCUUUGCUCGCCCAGCCAUAUCUCCUGAAUUGCAGGCCGUCACCUCAGAAUGGAUUUCUCUGACUUUGGGACCAUCCUAUAGCCACACACCAGCCAUAACCCCUCCUUUGCCACCUCUUCCUGAUGCUUCUCUCUGCAACAUGGAUUAUCUCAUCCCCUCCGCAGUGGCGAGCCCCUCGCCUUCCAUUAGCCUUCACCCUUCUAACAUCUCCAGCUCCUCAACACCUACCUCUUUUGUUUCCCCACUGCCUCCUUCCCCGUGGGAGUCUCAGCUGUCCGUUCAGAACGUUAGUCUGACAACUCUGCAAAGUGAGGAAAAGUUUGCCAGGUCCCCUUCUCACACGAGCAACUGUAAUUCGCCUUACUCGCUAGUUGGGAGCCCCAGUAGCUUCCUUUCAGAGCCCAUUGAUGGAGCUGACCACCAAGACAAGUUGCAGAAGAGGAGAGGAGUCAGACGAAGCCCUGACAGGGAGGAUUGCUUGACAGCCAGCAAAAAGCACAGUGCCGUUCCUGAUAUCCCUAGAGUUGGGAGCCUUUCAGAGCUGGAGAAAAGUGUUAGCCCACAAAAGAAAUCUCUUCACAUUUCUGAGGAGAGGAGACUAUGUCAGGAGCAGGGAGAUGGCCCCCGCAAAAGGGAGAUGUGCAGUUAUAAACAUGUUGAACAGAGGGAGAAUCAAAACAGGGCUGUUAAGUCUGCAAAUGCAAAACCACUCUCUCCAACUGCUCUUCUGUCUCCCUCUGCAAUUUCUUCCUUUGCUGUUAGAACACAACUACCUCCCAGACUCACAUGCAGGGUCAACAUACCACAGCCUUCUCAUCAGUCAUUGAGGCCAGGACCAGAUCUCACAGAAUCAGAAAAGACCUAUGUGGAAACUGUUUGCAAUGAGAUCUUAAACAUUGCUGAAAAGUCCGUUCAUUACUGCAGCACAAUUUCUCAGCCUCUUGUCUCUUGUCACAAGGGGCUCUUUAAUGACAGUAAAUCAUCUCUCAUCAUUUCUCAGCAACCACAUGUCCCGCCGCUGGAAACCACCCUCGACAGGAACCAUACCCCACAAGAUACACUUAGCUACCAGGCACUCUACAGCUAUAUCCCACAGAAUGAUGAUGAACUGGAGUUAAAAGAUGGAGAUAUCAUAGAUGUCAUGGAGAAGUGUGAUGAUGGCUGGUUUGUUGGCACAUCUAGGAGAACACGACAGUUUGGUACUUUCCCAGGCAACUAUGUGAAGCUUGUAUCCCUUUAAAAGCCAUUGCUAGCCUGUUGAUUUCACCAGGAGACAGAAAGAGAGAAGUGGACCUGGAUUUGAAAUGGUGUUUUUUUAAAAAAGUCUUCAGAAAAGAGAAUUCAAUGAAUGUAGCAGAGGAAAUGAGAAGAGGACAUGGAAUGUGGUAAAGUGUCAGACUGAGGCAAAGCCCCCCCUGAUCCUGUGGAGGUUGGCCAGAAGAGAGGAGAAGCAAGCAUCGAGCCUUUUUACAGUGCUGUGUUUGUAUGUAUUUUUAUCCUCUAGCGAGUGAUGCCACAAGGCUUAGCUUUCAGUCAAUAUUGAGUAUUUAAUCUCUACAGCAAAACUGUGGAAAGCAACAGAAUGGAGUGAAAUAUUGUUUGUGGUAGAAGGCAAGAACAAUGCGGAUAUUUAAGUGUAUUUUUUGGUUAUAGACUCUUUUUGACUGCAGUCUGGCUGGCAGAGGUUGAAGCUAAGAGCUCACCCCAUCUAAACUCCUUGCAGUUCUCAUUCCCUUCCUGCAGAAUCAGCACCUUGAAGCAGCUAAGAGGUAACGACUUUCUUGUGGAAAGGCACAUUUACUAUAUAUAAUCAGAUUUUCUGUACUGUAUUCCCUGAAAAGGUACAGCAAGUGAUAUCUUGGAGUCUUGCACCCGAAGAACUGUUCCCCCUCCCCCAAAGGUUUUCAAUUCUUACAAAACUAUGUAAAUCCUUCACAGAGGUUUUUGAGCAGGCUUCCAGAAGGUCUGCUUCCCUAUUUCAACUAUUCUCUCCCUUUACAGCUCCUCUUUCUUCUUGCUUUCUUCUGCUCAUUAUAAUUCACAGAAGAAGCCUGUGACCCUACUGAUGUUGAAAACCACCCUCUCACAUCCAGACUUCCAGUUCCAUCACCCCUAGCGUCUGGGCUUGUCAAGCAUGAUGGAAAGUAAGUUGAGUUAUCCAAUCUUAGGGUGUGACUAGACAGCCGAAUUGGAGCAGGCAAGAUCAGGAUAAAUAGGGUUGACGUUAUGCCAUUUGUUGCAGUUCUUGAAUGUAAAACCACAUCAUACCUCGAGUGACCCUGUUUUGCCCUUCCCUUUCCCUUUAAAGGGAAAGUUAAAAAGGAAAGGAAAGGAACAACAACAAAUCCCCCUCCUUGUCCCCUCCUCCAGAAGGAGCAGGAAAAAGCUUGUUCUGAGUGUCAUAGUACAUCAACAUUGCCAUACAAGAGCUUUGCAAAAACAAAAAACAAAACAAAACUCAAAAAUUGUUUCCUCUUCCCCCCCCCUCCGUGAGGGAGCAAGAAGCUUUCAGCUCCCCAAUAUCGUGAAAAAGUUGAAGCAGGCAGCUAAAGCAAUCUGCUGGGGUUUAAUCCCAAUGAUCACACAUUCUGGAACCAAACCAAACCACAGUAAUCUCACCUGCACACACAGGAAAAGAUCCAAAAAGGUACAGCUAGGCAUGGAUCAAGGAUGUGCUGGUUUGAGAUGGCCCAUAAACCAUGUGGUUGCUGGAAAAGGGGCCAAAUCAGCCUGUCUUGAAGCCAGACCAAACCAUGGGACAAAUCUCCCUCUAACAGCACCCUUAGUGAAAGCAAAGUAGGCAAACCAACAAGCGCCUGCUUUUGUAAAUUGAGGCUUGGAAAAUCAAAAAUCUAUCAGAACUUUGGAAGUAUUUGUCCUGUCAGCCUAGUAUUAAUGGCUAUUAAUUGGCAGCAGAGCAGUCUAGCUCUUCUAGUCUUGUAUGACUAAAUCAUGCUAAGAGUACCAGUAUUUCAAGUAAUAAAAGUGAUUGUUAAGAACAUCAUAGGGUGAUGUUCAGAUUGUUAUUGUUACGUGCCAUCGUAACAAUGAGAUAUUUAGGAAGUGUUAUGACUACUGCUUCCACACACGCCCCACCCCCAAAACAAGUUUCAUUACAGAGCAGGAAGAGUCCUCGUCCACUACUCCACCACAGAGGCUUUUGAUGUUGAGGAACAAAGCUGAAAAUAAGACAGUCACCUUGAUAGUGUAACUUUAGACAGAGGAGCUCUUGAAUGAAAAGAGUCAAAUUUGGAGCUCUGAAUUUGUUAGGAAACAACAAUGUCAGUAUCCUAUUUCAAAAUGUGGAAUGUUAAGUGUUUUGUGUCUGCAAUGGUCCGAUAUUUACCCCAGUGACUGCUGGCUUGCAGGUACAGUCCAGAGUUUGCUCUAUCAGAAACCAUGGGAUUUUAUGGUUUCUCCAAUGAGUGUGUGUUACUGGGAUCCCUCUUGCAACAGCAGGGUUAAAAGAGAACGUGGGCAUGGAGAGGAACAUUCUAUGUAUGAUUUCCUUCAAACAGGAUAUUGGCCAAAAUCUUUUAUCACAUUCAGACUAAAUGGCAUUUAAGCCACCUUAAAUUUGGAAAGACUGGAAAUUGGCACUGCUGCUCCAUCUACUCAGUAUGAUUCCUGCCCCGUCAUUCCCUUGUGGAGGAACUAUUUCCUUGUUUGUUUGCUCUAGAUGGAAGCUGCCUAGAAAACAACUGUGAUGUAGUUCUUGCCAUGGCUUCUUUCUUAAAACUUCCAAACUGGCUUAAUUCCCAGAGGGAGUUUUUUUUUAACGUACAGAUAGUCAGAUACAUCAAUUCUUGGUGUAGAUCAUACUAGCUGGAAUCAACCAGUAGACUAAGCCAAAGUGACGUGUUACUCAAAGUAAAGAAGGCUCCCACAAAACCCUGCAUAUUGCUGUUCUCCAUUUUCUUCUAUAGUUCUAUUUCUCACACUCCUGAUUUAGGACUAUAAAUCAUAUAUCCCGGAAUAAAAAAGCCAGAUUCUGUCAUGGCAUCCGUCCAAAUUUUGGAUGCAUCCUGACAAAUUAUUCCUAAUUGUGCCUUUCUAGAAUUGGUAACUAAUGUGAUUUCUGGCUGCCUGUUCAAAACAAAAGGAAAUAUGCACGGAUGGCAAAGCUACUUGUCUUUUGAGCUCUCGGAAUUAAUUCAGUGCACCUUGUGCAUGCUUACUUGGGAGUAAACUGCAAAGUGUUCACUGUCAUUUUCCCAAACUAGAAUUUCUUGUGAAACAGAACUGCUGUUUUUUGAAAUUGUCUGGUUUACAAAGAAAAGGGAUUCCACAUAAGACUAUUAAAUAUAAAGUGCAUAUUUUUAUGCUGAUGCUUUUAUACACUUUAAGCUACAGUAACAGCAACCAGUUCUCUAUCAGCAUGAGUGCAAUUCCUUUUGACAUCUUAGCCAUGCUCCAAAAUAGCAGGAUUUCUCUUUUGCUGACUCACCUGGCCUCAGAGCAGCCAAAAAGUCAACUGAAGUGCUUUAAUAAUAUGAAUGUAAAUAUGUAUAUUUGCCUUUGUAUAGACUUACAAAUCUUAUAUUAAAAAUAUGAUUGAAAGCUUUUUUUAAAAAGGGCCAUAAGGAAGACUUUUCCAUUUUUAUUUAUAUCAAGUAAUUAUUGAAUUUACAGUUACAUCAAAUAAGAGGGAUUAGCAAAAUACAAAUCAACUAUGACUAAAAAAAAUCAACAUGCUGUUUUCACCAGGGUGGAGAGUUAACCAUUUUCAUAUUAAGGACCGUUCAUGCUUGAGCUUCACUGGAAUUAAUUAGUUGCCUACUACUCUUGUGGGUUUGUGCAGGAGAAAGUUCCAUUGACAGGCAUCCUCGUAUAAUGGGCUUCUUAUGAAUGCUUUUGAUUUCAGUUUUUAUUUGUUGCAGCAAUGUUUAGGUGUGGCAUUACAAUGAAUAGGAUUGGACAAUACAAAAUUAACCAACUCUGCAAAUGCUUAAUAAUAUUGGAAGUCUGUAACCAUCUCAGUGGAAUUUUUAGUUAAUAUACAUUUGUGUUCAUGCUCACAUUUCAAAGCAAGAAAUCACCCCUGCAUUUUUUCCUCAUUGCCGUGGAUUAUUUGGUAAUUAAUAAAUGAAAAUAUUGAGUUAAAAAGCAUGUUCCUUCAUGUAAAUGAUUUAAUAAAUAUUAGCCCAACUUGA
Pogona vitticeps (central bearded dragon) is the source of this 7724-nucleotide messenger RNA. The record is from RefSeq and is a predicted model, not a curated record. Lineage: Eukaryota; Metazoa; Chordata; Lepidosauria; Squamata; Agamidae.